Molecule: messenger RNA, 1039 nt
Organism: Melitaea cinxia (Glanville fritillary)
Lineage: Eukaryota; Metazoa; Arthropoda; Insecta; Lepidoptera; Nymphalidae
Gene: RpL5
Product: 60S ribosomal protein L5
Exons: 7
Coding region: 111-1004 (297 amino acids)
Biological process (GO): ribosomal large subunit assembly; translation
Cellular component (GO): ribosome; cytosolic large ribosomal subunit
Molecular function (GO): 5S rRNA binding; structural constituent of ribosome
Source: RefSeq, a predicted model, not a curated record
UUGAGCUACUGUGUUAAUUACUCUAUGGUGAUUUUAAAAAAGGUCCUUUCCUUUUCGUAGGUUACCGUCCGCGAAGUAACCCAUUCCUGGAUUGUUAUUAAAAUAUUAAAAUGGGCUUCGUGAAAGUCGUGAAAAAUAAACAAUACUUUAAGCGUUACCAAGUCAAGUUCAAGAGGCGCCGUGAAGGUAAAACUGACUAUUAUGCACGAAAACGCCUUGUCGUCCAGGACAAGAAUAAAUACAAUACACCCAAAUAUCGUCUUAUAGUCCGUCUCUCAAACAAGGAUGUGACAUGCCAAGUUGCAUACUCGCGGAUUGAAGGGGACCACAUUGUUUGUGCAGCUUACUCACAUGAAUUACCUCAGUAUGGUAUCAAAGUGGGCUUAACCAACUAUGCAGCGGCAUAUUGCACUGGUCUCCUUCUUGCCAGGCGCUUGUUACAAAGACUAGGUCUGGACACCUUAUAUGCAGGAGCCACUGAAGUCACUGGCGAUGAAUUUAAUGUGGAACCCGUAGACAAUGGACCUGGUGCAUUCAGAUGUUACUUAGAUGUUGGUCUGGCUCGCACAACAACUGGUGCCAGAGUGUUUGGAGCUAUGAAGGGUGCUGUGGAUGGUGGCCUCAAUGUCCCUCAUUCCAUCAAGAGAUUCCCUGGUUAUGAUGCAGAGGCAAAGAAAUUCAAUGCUGAAGUACACAGGGCUCACAUCUUUGGUCUUCAUGUAGCAGAGUACAUGCGUAAUCUAGAACAAGAGGAUGAAGAUUCUUUCAAGAGACAGUUCGGCAAAUAUAUCAAACUUGGUGUUACUGCUGAUUCUAUUGAAGGUCUAUACAAAAAAGCCCAUGAAGCAAUCCGUGCUGACCCAUCCCACAAGAAGAAGGAAGCCAAGAAGGAUCCAGCUAAACAGAAACGUUGGAACAAACGUAAGCUUACCCUGGCUGAGAGGAAGAACAGGAUUAAGCAGAAAAAGGAGUCUUUCAUCAAAAGAUUACAAGCAGAAGCUUAAAGGCUUUCAAAAAUAAAAGCCAUUUAUUUAAAUAA